Nerophis ophidion (straightnose pipefish) is the source of this 4203-nucleotide messenger RNA. RefSeq names its product CKLF-like MARVEL transmembrane domain containing 7 (gene cmtm7). The transcript has 5 exons. Bases 163 to 633 code for a protein of 156 amino acids. NCBI's taxonomy places the organism in Eukaryota, Metazoa, Chordata, Actinopteri, Syngnathiformes, Syngnathidae. Gene Ontology annotation, cellular component: membrane. The record is from RefSeq and is a predicted model, not a curated record.
UCCCCGGAAACGUGCGCAUAAACCACUUGGGCGUACAUUCGGGCGCCUUCACUCGCUGGCUCUUCCCCCGACCGACGAGACUCUCUUCCCGCGGCGUUCUCCUCCUUUCCGCCGUCGCCUCAAACUUCCCGAGUCCGAAGUCCUGGUUGUUCAAAAGCCGCCAUGUCGCACACCGUCAUCACGACCACUUCCGCCUCCGACGGCUUCUUUCACGCGGGAUACUGCAGGACCAUCCCGGGUCUGCUCAAAGUGUCCCAGAUGGUGGCGCUGUUAAUCGCCUUCCUGUGCGUGCACUGUGCCCACGGAUGGCCCAGCUGGGCGGCCUUCCAGUUCUUCGAGGUGGUCUCUGUGUGGUUCCUGGUGGCCCUGCUGAUCUUCUUCCUCAUGCACCUGUUCCGCCUGCAGGCCAAGAUGCCGUGCAUCAACUGGCCCCUCACGGAGUUUUUCCACUACUCCGUGGGGACCGUCCUCGUCCUCAUCGCCUCCAUCGUGGCGGUGGUGAAAAGUGGUGGAGUGUCGGCGUUGGUGGCGGCGUCGGUGUUUGGCUUCAUCGCCGCCUUUCUGAUGGCCGUCAGCUUGUGGACGUCUUACAGCGUGUCUUGUGGCCCCCAGCAGACCGGUGCGACCGUAUAAUUGGAUGCUGGUCAUGUGGGAACAAGAUGGCUGCCUCUGCCCCCGGCUCACUCUUCUGCCUAGCAACAGACAUCAGAAUGCGAUCGGUUGACAAUUUGGGGCGCAGGUAUGAGGAGCUGAUCCAGGAGCAGCGUCUUGUUAAAAACAAAAACAAAACAAAAAAAAAGGCAGAAUGUCGGCGGUGCUCCAAAGAAUCUUCUUCACGUCUUUGCGGACAACAGCGCUUAUUCUGCCUCCAUCUUUGCUUGCGAGCAUUCUAUUAGACGUGCCAGCCUUCACUUGCUGCUGCUAGCGAUCACUUCCUCGCACUUUUGACUACUCCAGCGCUGUUAGCCUCCGCACGUCCGCUAGCAUGCUAAUGUAGCGAACGUGCGCCGCACUUACUAGCAUCCACACGCUUCUUUUAGUGGUGUUUUAUCAAAUGUUCCGUUUUUAGGAUUGUUGCCAACCAACAUUAUUGACUGUUUAGGACAAGCACCAAGAUCAAUAAUCUGUGCCAAUCUUUGCACACGCAGCCUGCUGAGGUAGCGACGCGGGCCAGCGUGCACGGUGCUAGUACGGCCGCCAUUUCUACUCCACCGCCGAGACGUUUACAAGGGAGCCUGAAAGCACACGAUCAAUCAAUCAUGAAGACUUAGCAAAUUGUCCCGAUUUACCAACUGUAUUUAAUGCAGCUGAGAUAGGCUCCAGCACCUCGCGCGACCCCGAAAGGGACAAGCGGUAGGAAAUGGAUGGAUGUACACAACAUGCUAAUUCUAACCUGCUGUGCUACACUCGCACACUUACUUGGUACACUUAUUCUUUUGAGUGCACAAGUGCGUUCACAGUAAAAUGCUGUACAAGUACCAUCAUAUUGACCAACAUUAAAAUACAGUAGCUUAGUAGGCCUAAGUAUUAAUUAAAAACAAGACAGAGGUUUUAUUCAACAAGUAUAUAUUUAAUAUUUUUGGCCACCAUGUUGACCAACGUUAAAGUACAGUAGCAUGAUAGGCCUUAGUUGUAAUUAAAAACAAGACAGAGCUUUUAUAUAACUAGUAUAUUUAAUUUUUUGGGCCACAAUGGUGACCAACGUUAAAGUACAAUAGCAAAGUAGGCGUAAGUAUUCUUUAAAAACAAGACAGGGGUUUUAUUUAACAAGUAUUUUUAAUAAUUUUGGCUACCAUAAUGACCAAUGUUGAAAUACUGUAGCGUAUGAAGCCUAAGUAUUAAUGAAAAAAAACAAAUGACCAAUUUUGAAAUGCAGUAGCAUACUAGGCGUAAGUAUUCAUUGAAAACAAAGCAGAGGUUUUAUUUAAAAAAAUGUAUUAAUAUAUUUGUCCAACAUAAUGGCCAACGUUAAAGUACAGUAGCAUAGUAGACCUAAGUAUUCAUUAAUAACAAGGCAGAGGUUUUGACAAGUAUAUGUAAUAUUUUUGACCCCCAUGUUGACCAACGUUAAAGUACAGUAGCGUGAUUGGCAUAAGUAUUCAUUUAAAACAAGACAAGAGGCUUUGAUUAACAACUAUAUUUCAAUUUUUUUGCCACCAUGGUGACCAAAGUUAAAGUACAGUUGAAUAGUAGGCCUAAGUAUUCAUUAAAAACAUGACAGCGGUUUUAUUUAACAAGUAUUUUUAAUAUUUUUGGCCACCAUAAUGACCAAUGUUGAAAUACUGUAGUGUAUGAAGCCUAAGUAUUAAUGAAAAAAAAAAAAGACCAAUUUUGAAAUGCAGUAGCGUAGUAGGCGUAAGUAUUCAUUGAAAACAAGGCAGAGGUUUUAUUUAAACAAUUUUUAUUAAUAUUUUUGUCCAACAUAAUGGCCAACGUUAAAGUACAGGAGCAUAGUAGACCUAAGUAUUCAUUAAAAACAAGGCAGAGGUUUUGUCAAGUAUAUGUAAUAUUUUUGGCCACCAUAAUGACUAAUGUUGAAAAACUGUAGCGUAUGAAGCCUAAGUAUUAAUGAAAAAAACAAAUGACCAAUUUUAAAAUGCAGUAGCGUAAUAGGCAUAAGUAUUAAUUGAAAACAAGGCAGGGGUUUUAUUUAAACAAUUUUUAAUAUUUCUGUCCAAUGUUGAAGUACAGUAGCAUCAUAGGCCAAAGUAUUAAUUAAAAACAAGACAGAGGCUUUGAUUAACAACUAUAUUUAAUAUUUUUGGCCACUAUGGUGACCGACAUUAAUGUACAGUAAAAUAAUAGGCCUAAGUAUUCAUUAAAAACAAGACAGGGGUUUUAUUUAACAAGUAUUUUUAAUAUUUUUGGCCUCCAUGGUGACUAAUGUUAAAGUACAGUUGAAUAGUAGGCAUACGUAUUCAAUAAAAACAAGACAGAGGUUUUGUUUAACAAGUAUUUUAAAUUUUAUGGGCCACCAUAAUAACCAAUGUUGAAAUACUGUAGCAUACUAGGCUACAGUAUAAUUGAAAAACAAAACUGGUUUUAUUUAACAAGUAUAUUUAAUAUUUCGGUCAUCAUACGCCCUGCAAUAAGGUGGCGACUUUUCCAGUGUGUACAACGCCUUCCGCCCAAAUGCAGCUGAAAUAGGCUCCAGCGACCCCAAAAAGGGAUAAGCGGUAGAAAAAUGGAUGGAUGGAUAAUUACCAAUAUUAAAAUACAGUAGCGUAGUAGGAGUAAGUAUUCAUUGAACACAAGAGAGAGGUUUUAUUUAACAAUUUUUAUUUACAUUUUUGUCCAACAUAAUGGCCAACGUUAAAGUACAGUAACAUUGUAGGCCUAAGUAUUCAUUGAAAAUAAGACAGAGGUUUUAUUUAACUAGUAUAUAUAAUAUUUUUGGGCCCCAUAAUGACCAACAUUGAAAUACAGUAGCAUAUCUGCCUAAAUAUUCAUCAAAAACAAGACCGGUUUUAUUUAAGAAGUAUAUUUAAUAUUUUUGUCACCAUAAUGUUAAAAUACAAUAGCAAAGUAGGCGUAAUUAUUCAUUAAAACAAGACAGAGGGUUUUCUUGAACAAUUUGUAUUAAUAUUUUUGGCCACAGUGAUGACCAAAGUUAAAGUACAGUAGUGUAAUAGGCCUCAGUUUUCAUCAAAAACAAGACUGAGGUUUUAUUUAAUAUUUGUGCGAACUCACUCAUGCACUCGGAAAGACGUAAGUGCAAGUACAAGUGUGUACUAAUUUGAACCGAAGGCUACUGCUAAAAGCUAACAUUAGCCAGAUGUUGCUACAGGCGGACAUGCUAAAGGUGUUAGCGGGACGGUGGACUGCACAUGUUUGUGUUGUGAAACACGACGAUUGUAAAACGACAAAUACGACUUUAUUGUAUGAAGGAUCAAAGGACGACUAUGUAUGAAUUAUGUUUGUUAUCACACUGUAAGCACCCUGCAAGAAGUCACCUGACCGACUUGACUAAGCCCCUCCCCCAUGUUUACCUGUGAGUGUUUGAUCAUUGCUCCUGUGGUCUGGAUGUGUCCUCCAAAGUGCCUUAAUGCGCCACUAGAGGCAGCCUGCUCGCAGCUAGCCACAUGCUAACGGUUUUUUUUUGUUUUUUUUGUACUUCCUGUUUGGGCUGUGUUGCAUGUUGCCCAUUAAAGCAGCUCACUCACUCCCAACAUGUCCAAAUAAAGACAUUUGAUUGUCACGUGA